Messenger RNA from Aspergillus aculeatinus CBS 121060, 1341 nucleotides. RefSeq names its product fungal specific transcription factor domain-containing protein. Lineage: Eukaryota; Fungi; Ascomycota; Eurotiomycetes; Eurotiales; Aspergillaceae. The annotation marks the transcript as partial. Gene Ontology annotation, molecular function: zinc ion binding; DNA binding. Gene Ontology annotation, biological process: DNA-templated transcription. The transcript is spliced from 2 exons. The record is from RefSeq and is a predicted model, not a curated record.
CAAUUCGCAUGCGACACUAAUCCUGUUGUCACUCUGCUGGAUGAUCCUAAAUCCAGACUCCCGGAGGGUCAAUCUCAGAGGGCGGAUGUGGGAGCGUCGUUACAUAACGAAUGCUUCUCCCCUCCGAUAUCAGAGUCACAGCCUCACGGACACACAGCGGAUGAAUCCAUAGCAAAGACUGUCCCUGUGCUACCCCCAAAGCCACAGCAAGAAGCCUUGAUCGACAUCUACUUCCACCGCCUGCACCCUUUCCUCCCACUCCUCGACGAAGAAGAAACCCGCUCCCAGUUCGCAACCAACACCCUCCCCGCCGCCCUCCUCCAAUCCAUCUGCCUAACCGCCUCCAAAGACCCCCGCGCCGCGCCCUUCCUCUCCCUCAACCCCAGACCAACUCUCCUAACCCUCGAAACCUUCGCCCGACUCCUCCACGACGACAUCACAAGGAACAUGCCCAAGCAGCAUGAGCGCAGGAUUCUAACCAUCCAGAUCCUCGCCCUUCUGUCGUUGCACGCCUGGGGCCCCCACGGAUGCGACGAGGCCUCCCUGGCAUUAUCCCAGGCCGUCCACCACGCCCACACGCUGGGCCUGCACCUCGCCCCGCGGGCGGGACGAAAAGCCACCCCGACGCCACCACCCAGAACUGGAACGCUAUUCUGGUGCCUCUGGAGCCUAGACCGAUGGAACGCCGCCGUCAACGGCCGCCCGCUGCUGAUCCACGACUACGACAUGGACCAGGAGGUGUGCGACGUGCUGUCUCUCCCCAUCCCCAUAUUCGCCCCAGCGUUCCGCAUCUGGUUGCGCAUCGCCGAGCACCUCGGCCGGGUGAUCCGAUCGUACCGGCCUGUCCGGACACGGACUACCAGUUGCAGUUGCAGUUGCAGUGACAGCUGCGAACAGGGCCCGGAGCUCUGCACCUUCGAGGAACUCGUCUCGCAGUCCGAUGGCUGGGCCACGGACCCCGAACUCCUUGAACAACUGGAACUCUACCACCACGCCGUGAUCCUCCUCUCCACACACUCCCAAGGCCUACAGGGCCGCUCCCGCUCCCGCACCGCGCAGAUCCGGCAGAGCCAGGCCCUGCACAGCGUGGCGGCCCUCGUCCGUCGACACCGACACCGACCCCGACCCCGACAUUCCCAAACCCCGCCCAUCGCGCUCGCCUUCUCCGUGACGUACAGCCACCUCAAGGAAGCGAGAUUGCCCAGCGCCCGGGCUCUGGCGCUCGAGCAGCUCGAUCUGUUUCAUGGGGCACUGCAGGCAGCAGCGAAGACGUGGUGGCUUGCGGCUGUUAUGGCGCAUUUGGGGAGGAAUGCGCUGGAGCGGCUGGAGCGGGUUGCCCCC